AUGAACAACCCAGCUCCCAUGAUGGGAUAUUCUGGGCUGGCUGGACAGCAAAAUGCAGUCCAGCCCGCAAUCCCGUCUGUUAUCGGCACUCCCGGAACAAUGCACCAACAACUGCACAUGCAACAGCCACACAUGCAAAACCCCCAGCAGGCUCAGAACGCGCAGGUUCAACAGCCAUUGCCUCCAGGACUGGUAAACGGGGGUCAACCUAUCAUGGGCCUUACGAACAGCGCUGGCGCAGGCGUGGCAAACGUCACCAGCAAUGCGGGGAACCCGCUUUACCACCCGCACCAGGGAGAUCCAGCUUUGCUUAACAACCCGAUAUGGAAGCUGCAAUUGCAGCUGGCAGCAGUCUCGCGACAAUCAGCGGGGCGGGCAAAUGUGUAUGCGAGGCAGAGCGCCAUGCGUAAGUAUUUGCUAAACAAAAACCAAGGCGCCGCUGGAACCUUGAACGAGAUGUCUGCUUCCCUUGUAGACCAUACAAAACAGCUACUGCUAGAUAUGGCCGGCGAGCCUGCAGGAUCUCUCAACAAUACCAGUUCUAGCGCAGCAUCUACUCCAAUCACCCCAAACGCCGAAUUGAGCAAUGGCAAUCCGACAACUCCCUCGUUACUGCUACAACACAAGAAGUUGUCGCAGUAUAACAUAGAUGAAGACGAUGAAAUUGAACAUAGAAUGGUAGCUCCUACAGAUACAAAGCACGACGACCAGCUUUGGCAUGCCUUGGACCUCUCCAACUUACAAGUGUUCAAUCUCACAGAAAGCCUAUUCAAGUACGAAUUUCUCACGAGGCUUUACUUGAAUGGUAAUAAUCUGACAACGUUGCCUAAGUCAGUGAAAGCAUUGACAAAUCUACGCGUGCUUGACGUGUCACACAACAAGCUCACAGAGCUUCCAGCAGAGCUAGGGCUGUGCCACCAGCUGAAAUACCUUUAUUUCUUUGACAACAUGGUUUCUUCUUUGCCGUGGGAGUUUGGGAAUCUUUUCAACUUACAGUUCCUCGGGCUCGAAGGCAACCCAAUGGAUAGACAAAUCAUCAAGAUAUUGACCGAGAAAUCCGUGACUGGGCUUAUUUUCUACCUUAGAGAUAAUGCUCCAGAGAUACCUCUGCCCACGGAGCGAAAGUUCAUUGACAUCAAUAUCGACGGGGAAGCGACUCAAGAGUGUUCUUCUCUUCAAGAAUCUGACGCUCAUCAAAGCCGUGAAACAUUGAAGAAGUCUUUUACUAUUCUGUCUUACAAUACUUUGUGCCAGCAUUAUGCCACCCCUAAGAUGUACCGCUUUACCCCAUCCUGGGCAUUAAGCUGGGAAUACAGACGCGAGAAACUCAAGGAACAAAUACUGUCUUAUAAUACCGACAUAGUUUGUCUGCAGGAGGUUGAGUGCAAGACAUACGAAGAUUUUUGGGCUCCUUUGCUUCGUGAAAAGGGUUACUCGGGCAUUUUCCACACUAAAACAAGAGCACGCACAAUGCACAGCAAGGAUUCUAAGAAAGUUGAUGGGUGCUGCUUCUUUUACAAAGACUCAGAAUUCAAGCUUAUGUUCAAAGAGGCUGUUGACUUUAGCAGUGUGUGGAUGAAGCAUAAGAAGUUCCAGAGGACAGAAGAUUAUCUAAAUCGUGCCAUGAACAAAGAUAAUGUGGCAUUGGUAGUCAAGCUGCAGCACAUCAAGAGCGGGGAACACGUCUGGGCUGCCACUACUCAUCUCCACUGGGAUCCGCAGUUUAACGACGUUAAGACCUUUCAGGUAGGAGUGUUGCUGGAUUACAUGGAGAAAGUAAUCAAGGAGCAAAACAACUGCAACAACACCCAAGAACUCAAAAAGGUGCCGGUCGUUAUUUGCGGCGACUUCAACUCUCAAACAAACUCUGCGGUUUAUGAGCUGCUCAACACUGGGAACGUUAGCAAACACCGGGAUAUCGAGGGCAGGGACUUCGGAUAUAUGUCUCAAAAGAACUACGCUCACAACUUGCCUCUGAAAUCGAGUUAUGACAGUAUCGGGGAAUUGCCUUUCACUAACUUAACGCCAACAUUCACCGACGUUAUUGACUACAUAUGGUACUCAUCGCAAGGCCUGCGCGUGCGGGGUCUCUUAGGCGAAAUUGACCCUGAAUACGCGUCCAAGUUCAUUGGUUUCCCUAACGACAAGUUUCCAAGUGAUCACAUUCCACUGAUUACUCGAUUCGAAUUCACUAAGGGCGGUGGCAGUAGGAAGGCGUAA
Lachancea thermotolerans CBS 6340 is the source of this 2220-nucleotide messenger RNA. It is a transcript of the gene CCR4, whose product is annotated as CCR4-NOT core exoribonuclease subunit CCR4. Lineage: Eukaryota; Fungi; Ascomycota; Saccharomycetes; Saccharomycetales; Saccharomycetaceae. The transcript has a single exon. Bases 1 to 2220 code for a protein of 739 amino acids. Gene Ontology annotation, biological process: nuclear-transcribed mRNA poly(A) tail shortening. Gene Ontology annotation, cellular component: cytoplasm; nucleus; CCR4-NOT complex. The record is from RefSeq and is a predicted model, not a curated record. Gene Ontology annotation, molecular function: poly(A)-specific ribonuclease activity; protein binding.